GCCGGGAAGAGUUCUCCAGGUCCUCACUGCAAAAUGGGGCUCCCUGGCAAUUUCGUACUCUGGAUGAUGCUGGCCUGCUGCUGUGGUACUGCUGCUUGUUCCUUGUGCUGCAAAUGCUGCCCCAAGAUAAAGCAGUCAACCAGCACCCGCUUCAUGUACGCGCUUUACUUCAUCCUGGUGACCAUCAUCUGCUGCAUCAUGAUGUCUACAACAGUAGCCAAUGAAAUGAAAACUCACAUUCCCUUCUACAAGGAGAUGUGCAAGGGUAUUCAGGCGGGCGAGAUGUGUGAGAAGCUGGUGGGAUACUCUGCAGUGUACAAAGUCUGUUUCGGAAUGGCCUGUUUCUUCUUUUUAUUCUUCUUGUUCACCAUCAAAAUUAACAACAGCAAAAGCUGCCGAGCAUAUAUUCAUAAUGGAUUCUGGCUUAUUAAACUUAUAGUUCUGGCAGCAAUGUGCUCAGGAGCCUUCUUCAUUCCUGAUCAGGACACUUUCCUCAAUGCCUGGCGCUACGUGGGAGCGACAGGAGGGUUCCUUUUCAUUGCCAUUCAGCUCAUCCUGCUGGUUGAGUUUGCACACAAGUGGAAUAAAAAUUGGACUGCAGGUGCAAACCACAAGCAGAUGUGGAAUGGUUUGCUUGCCUUGGUCACUCUCCUGCUGUACUCCAUUGCUGUGGCUGCUCUGGUCCUCAUGGCUCUCUUCUACACGCGCUCCGAGGGCUGCAUGUACAACAAGGUGCUGAUUGGAGUGAACGGUGGCCUGUGCCUCUUUGUGUCCCUGGUGGCCAUAUCGCCCUGUGUCCAGAACCGCCAGCCCCAUUCUGGCUUGCUGCAGUCAGGAGUUAUCAGCUGCUAUGUCAUGUACCUCACUUUCUCAGCACUAUCCAGCAAACCACCAGAAACUAUCCUGGAUGAAAACAACCGGAAUAUCACAAUCUGUGUACCUGAAUUCAGCCAAGGCCUGCACAGAGAUGAAAACCUGGUUACUGGCUUGGGUACUACCAUUCUGUUUGGCUGCAUUUUAUAUUCUUGUUUGACCUCAACAACACGUGCAAGCUCAGAGGCACUGAGAGGAAUAUAUGCAACAGCUGAAACCGAAGUAGCUCGUUGCUGCUUUUGCUGUGUACCUGACGGAGAUGCUGAUGCUGAAGAGCAUGUUGAGAAAAGAGGAGGCCAGACUGUGGUUUAUGAUGAGAAGAAGGGCACAGUGUACAGUUAUGCCUACUUCCACUUUGUUUUCUUCCUGGCUUCUCUCUAUGUGAUGAUGACAGUAACCCAUUGGUUCCAUUACGAAAGUGCUCAGAUUGAAAAAUUCUUCACUGGAACCUGGUCUAUCUUCUGGAUUAAGAUGGUCUCCUGUUGGGUUUGUGUCUGUCUAUACUUAUGGACUCUUAUUGCUCCACUUUGUUGCCCAACCAGAGAGUUCUCAGUGUGAACAGUUAAAAGGUCAUUUUAAGUUUCUCUUGGUUUUUUGUGUUUUGGUUUGGUAUUUUUUUUUUUUUGAAUGAGGAAACACCUAUUAACAAGUUAUCAGAAUGUACCAGUUAUAACCUUUUUAGUCAGACAAAACAAAUGAUUGAAGACUUUUUUUACCAUUUUUUAUUAUCAUGAACAAGCAUUGCCUAAGGGAAGAAAUCUGUUUUGAAACUUUACAGUACAUAUGUAUGGUGUGUAGAAAACACAUUUGUUGCAUAAUGCAUAAACUGGAAUAAGUGAAAUACUCUUCAAAUAACUGACAAUCCUUCUCUGGCUUCAUUGACAAGAAAAAAACAACUCAUGGUGCAGAUGGUAUGUUCUUACUUCCCAUGAAUGUUUGGUAUCUUCCAGCAAAUAUGCAUUCAUUCCUUUUUAUACUCUUUCAUUAACUGUUUCUUUUACAGUUUGCAGUGAUGAUUUGGACUGCUGUUUUGUACAGCAUAUAAUUCUUGUAAGUAGUAUCCAGAUAAUUUUUUUCCAAAAAC
Messenger RNA from Ficedula albicollis (Collared flycatcher), 1957 nucleotides. It is a transcript of the gene SERINC5, whose product is annotated as serine incorporator 5. Bases 34 to 1431 code for a protein of 465 amino acids. The record is from RefSeq and is a predicted model, not a curated record. Gene Ontology annotation, cellular component: membrane. Lineage: Eukaryota; Metazoa; Chordata; Aves; Passeriformes; Muscicapidae. The transcript is spliced from 12 exons.